CUCGUACAUAUGUAUGUACAUAUUUAUUUUUAUCUAUAACGAUGAGAAUGUGAGAAAAUUUCUCACCACGUUGCUUUCGAUCAUAUUUUAAAUGAGAAAUAAUAUUUACAUGAACUUCAAUUCUCGUUGCUGGUGAAUUAAAAAUAAAAAAAAAGAAAUACCUAUCUCUCUAAAGAAUAAACAAAUAAUAAUAUCUACAACAGAUAGAAUAAACAGCUGACGUGUUUUUGAAAAAAAAAAGAGGAACAGCCGUUCUAAGGCCAGACAAGAAGGAAACAACGAUAACCUUCCGGUAUCAAAGCCAUUGGCCAAUUAUCAUGCUGUGGAAAUUCUAAUUAUGUUCAUUUACUCCGUCAACAUCCUCAGAUGAUGAUCUCCCACGUUAGAGAUAUGUUUGUACAGACAAACAAGCACAUCAAAGACCAAACCUACAAACAAACCGCUAAUAUGGGUCACAGCUGUUAAGAACGCCAUCUAUAUUAAAAAUACAGAAAAACGUCACUACUCAACAACUGAUGAACACUUUAAUAAAACACUCGGCUUCGUUACGCGUUUUUUUUUCAUUGCUGAAUUUUAAUUCAAAAUUAUUGUGAACGAUUUCACAUAAAAAUAACAACAACAACAAUUAUUUAUUUUCUCAUUUCCCGCAGUCAUAAAUUACGUCUGAUUCGGUGUCUGAUUGCACAAAAGUUCGUGUCUUUGUUAUCGUAGUUGGGUCUAUUUUUGAACUUCCCGAUAGGAAAUUACAACAAAAAAAAAGCAAAUAAGAAAAAAAAAUUCCACGACCUAAGUGAAGCGCAUCAUGUGCCAGUGCGCACUCACCAUAAACAAUUUAAAAACAAAACAGAAACAGAGAGGCUCGCUAUAAUCGUAUUUUUGAAAGUUGCGUCGGCUUUGGCUUUCCAAACGAAAACAAAGAAAAAAUAAACACACUUAAAAACACAAACAUUCAAAGAGAAAUUUUUAAAAAAGCUCCCGUUUCAACUUCAAAGAGAAGAUCGUAAUCUUUUCAAAAUGAACUCACCACAUACUCACCAUCACCACGCUUCAUCGGUGAAUGACUCGCUUCACUCGGUUGCGGCGGGAAAUAAAUAUGCGCCUGCACGUAGACUAGCUUCACGUCAUACUCUGCGUCUGGCAAUACCAAAGUACCAAUGUGAUAGCACUUUCGGGAGUGGUUACAAUGGCAACACCAAUGGCAAUGGUUUGUCAAUUCACAGUACUAGUGGCAGAUAUCAACCACAUGUGUCUCCGCCGCAGAUACAGCAUCCGACGUCGAAUUACUAUCGGUCGUCGGCAAACGGAUUGCACCAUCAUGGAAAACCACCUUCGGCGCCGAUAAUCACUAUGAAUGGAAUUCAAAAAACAUCACCCAUACGAGAUUUGGCGACUGCAACUUGCAACUCCAUGAAUGGAAAGUUUUUGGGCGUCAGAAAACCUAGCAUUACACUGAGUUCGGCGGAUGCUACAAAUAACAACGAAAUGUUUGCUUUUGCCAAGGAUUGUUCACCGGUGGAUCAUUUAAGUGAGGAUUCACCGAUAUUUUCCGAAUUGGCAUCAUCGAUAUCCCCAUCAACAAGCUCAAGUUCACCAACAUUUAAUCGUCUUUUUAGCUUGAGUCCAUCAUCCAUCAGGAGUUAUGCGUUAGACAAUAUGUCUGACUUUUCGGAUUCAACACAGCACGUAAGCCCGGCAGCAGCAUCUUUAAUCGAAAAUUUCCAUAAGAAAAAUGGUACAAUUGGUCCAAGUAGUGCCAGUGCCGCCAUUUCAGUUGGAAAUGGUGGUAUCGGUGGCAGUGGUGGAUCAAGUACUCCAACGUCAUUAACUGGCGGAACGACUGGUUCACUCAGUGCACUGUCAUCAAAUACCAGACAAAAUUUAAUCAAUACAAGUUCUAGUUCUAGUAGUAGUCUUAAGGAAACCUCAUCCACAUCACAACAGGUUGUUAAUAGCAGCAGCACAACAACACGUGUUGAAAAGAAAUCCCAACGUUUACAUCAAGUAACAUCCUCAUCCUCAUCGUCUUCAUCAUCAUCAACGUCUGAAAUGAAAGCGACCGCCCUUAAACGUGAUUUAAGUGAAAUCAAAAAUUCAAUGUCUGAAAUAAAUGAUCUUGCAAUGAGCUGUACAGCAACACAGAAAUUAAACGAUUUGAAAAUGAAUAGUUCAGCAACACUCGAUCAAAUUCAAAAGAAAAUACGUUCCUCCAUUGAAAACCUUGUUGAUAGUCCAAGUGGUGAACCAUUGGUAACAUUUCCCGACAGCGAAGAUGAUCAUCAUGAUUUAAAAAUGGAUUUAGUUGGUGCUUCGAAAAAUGCAUUGACAAAUGGUUUAAGUGGAUCUUCAAAAACAGUCGAUACAGUGAAAUUUGAAGAGAAACGAACAAAAACCGAAUCGAAAACUAAAGUUAUUACCGAUGGAUUUAGUUCGGAACAAGCUACUAGUAAUAUGGCCUUAAGCAAACGUCUUCAGGCCGGUGAUAUUGAUUAUAAAGAGGCAAAAGCAGCAUCUGCAAUGAGAAAUAGACUGGAAGUUGAUGGAGUUAAGACAGAAGAAAAUGCUGCUGUUGUUCAGGAAGCCUUGUCUUUGCGCACCGGCGAUGUUACUCAACAAAGUUUCAAUAAUGUAGCUGCGGCUAGUAUAAAAGUCCAAAGUGACAACUUUAGUGCUGAACGCAAGGCAAUCUCCCAAGAACAAAAAAGUCAAACAAUGACAACAAAUGGUGGCAUUAUAAAUCAGGAGAAACAAGUGUCUUCAGCAUCACAAUCAAAUUAUACCAUCACAACGAGAGGUGUUUCUAGUUCAGCUACAAACACAAUCUCUUCAUCAUCACAAAUGUCCUCGAAUGGCCAUCACAUAAGGCUUGAUGUGAAAUUUGACGAUUUGAAAUCUCUGACAUCGGGCAGUUCGUUGCGUGACAUUGAAAAUGCCAAGAGUAAAUAUUCAACCUUUCUCAAGAACUUUGUGAAUAGUCUGCACGAAACAAAUCCCCACGAGAAGCCUGUCUACUUGGAUACCAUAAACAAAGUCAUACAAAAUGCCUGGGCUGUUCCGACGCAUGGUCAUGAGCUUGGUUAUAGUUUGUGCAAUUCGUUGCGAGUAAGUGGAGGGUUGGAUAUGCUGAUGGAGAACUGUGAGCAAAACGAUCAAGCUGUACAGUUCUCAUCGGCACGACUACUGGAGCAGUGUUUGACUACAGAGAACAGGACACACGUAGUGGACAACGGGCUCGAUAAGGUGGUGAAAGUAGCGUGUGUUUGCACAAAAAACACCGACACUCAACACUCGAGAGUUGGAACAGGCAUCCUGGAGCAUCUGUUCAAACACAGUGAAGGAACGUGUUAUGAUGUGAUUCGGCUGGGUGGUUUAGACGCAGUUCUAUUCGAAUGCCGAACCAACGACGUGGAAACCCUACGACACUGUGCUAGUGCCUUAGCAAAUCUGUCCCUUUAUGGUGGUGCCGAGAAUCAAGAAGCCAUGAUCAACAGGAAGGUGCCCAUGUGGCUGUUCCCCUUGGCCUUCCAUCAUGAUGACAACAUUAAGUAUUAUGCUUGUUUGGCCAUUGCUGUGCUGGUCGCUAAUAAAGAAAUCGAAGCAGAGGUUCUGAAGUCUGGAACUCUGGACUUGGUAGAGCCAUUUGUAACCUCUCAUGAUCCCUCCGAGUUCGCUAAGUCAAAUUUGGCCCAUGCACAUGGUCAGAGCAAACACUGGCUUGAGCGAUUGGUACCGGUCUUAAGUUCGAACCGCGAAGAAGCUCGAAACUUGGCGGCUUUCCAUUUCUGUAUGGAAGCUGGCAUCAAGAAAGAACAAGGAAACACUGAGAUUUUCCGGGAAAUCGGUGCCAUAGAGCCAUUGAAAACCGUCGCAAGCUGCCCGAAUGCUAUUGCUUCCAAAUUUGCCGCUCAGGCAUUGCGACUUAUUGGUGAAACGGUUCCUCACAAGCUCUCCCAACAAGUCCCAUUGUGGUCAGUGGAAGAUGUCCAAGAAUGGGUGAAACAGAUUGGCUUUGCCGCCUUUGAGCGUCAGUUCGCCGAGUCACAGGUAGAUGGCGAUCUGUUACUUAAACUUAACGAAGAAAACCUUCGGGAAGAUAUUGGUAUUUCGAAUGGAAUUCUUAGAAAGCGUUUCGCACGAGAACUUCAAAACUUAAAAAAGAUGGCCGACUAUUCAUCGAAGGACUGCGCAAAAAUGUGUCAGUUCUUGAACGAAAUCGGACCUGAGUACUGUACCUACACCUAUGCCAUGUUGAAUGCCGGAAUUGACAAGUCCUCGCUGAGGCAAUUGAAUGAAGAUAUGUUGCUCGCUGAUUGUGGCAUCCAAAACUCGAUUCACAGAUUCAGAAUUCUAAAUGCAGUCAAAUCGCUUGAGAAUUCGUUACAGAGCGUCUCCGAAGAGAAUAUGGCCAAGACUCUGGAUGUAUUCGUAAGCUAUCGGCGAUCGAAUGGAUCACAAUUGGCAAGUCUUCUUAAAGUCCAUUUACAAUUGAGAGGGUUCUCGGUGUUUAUUGACGUCGAACGACUUGAAGCUGGAAAGUUUGAUAAUGGUCUGUUGAACAGCAUCAAACAGGCUAAACAUUUUAUUUUAGUAUUAACUCCAAAUGCACUGGAGAGGUGCGUUGAAGACUACGAGGGAAAAGAUUGGGUGCACAGAGAAAUUGUUGCAGCUCUCAACUCAAAUUGCAACAUUAUCCCAAUUAUAGACAAUUUCCGUUGGCCAGAAGCCGAAAUGCUUCCAGAAGACAUGCGCAGUGUUUGCCAUUUCAAUGGAGUCACAUGGAUACAUGACUACCAGGACGCUUGCAUCGAUAAACUAGAAAGAUUCAUGCGUGGUGAAAAGAAUCCCGAUCGAAUUGGAAUGGCUCCAAGUACACCGGGAUCUGCUUCGGUGAACUACCAAAGAAUGCACAGCAACGAUUCUGACUAUCAGACAGGCGUGAGUAGUUGUGGAGGCAGUACAGUUGGCACAAAUGGCGGAUGCAGUGCGGGCAGUGGUAACAGCAACGGUUCGGGCAGCUGUCAAGGAACAAACGGCGGACAAGCAGCUAAUCAUCCGGCAAAUAGAUACCGUAAAUCAUCCAGUCCGGGCCGCACAUAUUUUGGUGGCAAUGGGCACCACGGUGGUAGCGGUGUGAUCUCUGGUGCGGGUUCGAUCGGCGGCAUUGGUCCGUAUGGUGGUCGUGGUGGAUCAAAAAGAAAUCUACUUUUUCCGCCCUAUCGAACAAGUCCCAUCUCUGCCAGAACAGUGAAUGGAAAUGCUUCAAAUACGGGAUAUAACGGCAGUGGAACCUCAGUGCCAGUAUCUCCCUACAGAUCAGGGCGUCGCAGUUCGGCUGUGGCCAUCACAAAUGCAUCUCCCCAUUCACCUACACCGAGUUUUAGGAGUCACAGUCUAGGUGGUCUGCUAGACGGAGGGUCUGGAGACGACGAGACUGUUGGAGCCAAUGGCAGCAACGCAGAAGACACCCCCAUAGAAGCAAGCUGCGAUUCUGUCGUCCUCAAGAGAGACAAGUCCAAUACAAUGCUUAAUACACAAAACCGUAAAUCUCGCAGUCUAGACCAACUGUUGGAUGAUUUUCCACUAACAGUUCCUGGCAUAACCGAAGGCACUCAAAGUAUGCACAAUCUUGCCACACCAGGAACACCCGAAUUAAAUGGGUGCCUGGAACAUACGGAAUCAUCGUCACCAUCAUCACCACAACCAUCGAAGACUUUGGCCAAACAAUCGUCCUCGACCAGAGACUCACAAUCCGUUACACCAGAACGCACAGUGUCCCGUCAAAGCCCCGAAGGCAUCAGCUCGGCCGAAGAUGACCGUGAAGAUACCCAAUCGAAUUACAGUACCGGCUCAAAGGACACCGGUAAAAGUUCAAAUAGUCAGAAAACCCUCUUCAAUCGGACUUUGAAAAAAGUCCGGUCGCUCAUGAAAAAACCGUAAAAAGUCAUCUCCGUUAUGCCUGAUGUGUCCGUGACAGCAUUAAAUUGAAUGAUUUAUAAAACAAAAUAUAACGCAUCAAAACACCCAUUCAAAUACUUAUACAGAAAAAAAGAAAACAAAUAAUCAAUAUUCAGUUAUAUUGAAUAUUGGGGUAAAAAAGAUGCAUUAUAGCAUUGCUUGCAAUGUUUCUGUUUAUAAUUAUAAGUUUUAUUGUUUAAAAAAGAAAAAAACGAUAAUAUUGUGUUGUUUUGCCUGAUUUUAUUUUUUGUAAAAGUCUUUGUUAUGUAGUUACGUAUUUUAUUUUACUUUCUUCUUCUAUACUUUUUUUCUUCAUGUAAAUUAUUUUAUAUGUGAUUUUUUUAAGUAAUUUUAUUUAUAUACAUAUUUUUUUUUAAUUUUAUGAAAUUUUUUGUCACGAUCACAAAACACUCGCACUCAUUCAAAAACAAAAAAUCCAAAAAAAAAAAACAAUUUUAUCGAAAUUCGCAGCAGUGACAGCGAAGAUGAUGCUGAAAUACAAGGAAUAGUACUUUCAAAAAUCACCACGCCCAAUAGUAAUAGAAUUUUAUUUCGAUAGGCGUGGUACAUCACACAUAAAAACAUAUAUUUUUUUCUUAAACAUUUUCUUUACUUUAAAACAACAACUUAAAAAACAUUUUACAAAAGUGGAACAAUUUUUAAAAGCGAAAAAUUUACUUGAAUUUUCUUAGACUGGUUCUAAGAAGAAUCUAAUCAAGUUCAUUAUUAUUAUUUUUUUUUGUAAAUUU
Molecule: messenger RNA, 6701 nt
Organism: Eupeodes corollae
Lineage: Eukaryota; Metazoa; Arthropoda; Insecta; Diptera; Syrphidae
Gene: Sarm
Product: NAD(+) hydrolase sarm1
Exons: 12
Coding region: 1015-5934 (1639 amino acids)
Biological process (GO): negative regulation of MyD88-independent toll-like receptor signaling pathway; response to axon injury; signal transduction
Cellular component (GO): dendrite
Molecular function (GO): protein binding; NAD+ nucleosidase activity; signaling adaptor activity
Source: RefSeq, a predicted model, not a curated record